GGGGCUGCGGCGUCCCAGGGCGAGGCGGUGACGUGAGUUCGGCGCACCUGGGUCGGGCAGGUAAGGGCCGGUGCGGGACCGGGAGCGGAGCUCGAAGACUCUACCUGCGCAAAACCAGGUGUUGCUUACCCGACCGGUGAAGAAGAGCGGUGGCGACGGGUGAUCUUAACUGGGGACGUGGUUCGGAGGGACGUCCGCUUCUGGUCGCCGGAUUGAGAAAAGAGUCUUUGGCUGGCCCAGAGCAAGGAGAGCUGACUUGAGGCCCAGCUCUUGGGAUCCCCGUGGAUACGCUGCCUGCUCAUCUCUAUCAUGGCCCUCCACCCCCGCAGAGUUCGGCUGAAGCCCUGGCUGGUGGCCCAGGUGGAUAGUGGCCUGUACCCUGGGCUCAUCUGGCUACACAGGGACUCCAAACGCUUCCAGAUUCCCUGGAAACAUGCUACCCGGCAUAGCCCCCAACAAGAGGAGGAAAAUACCAUUUUCAAGGCCUGGGCUGUGGAGACAGGGAAGUACCAGGAAGGGGUGGAUGACCCUGACCCAGCUAAAUGGAAGGCCCAGCUCCGCUGUGCUCUCAACAAGAGCAGGGAAUUCAACCUGAUGUACGAUGGCACCAAGGAAGUACCCAUGAACCCGGUGAAGAUAUAUCAAGUGUGUGACAUCCCGCAGCCUCAGGGAUCAAUCAUUAACCCAGGAUCCACUGGAUCUGCUCCUUGGGAUGAGAAGGAUAAUGAUGUAGAUGAAGAAGAUGAGGAAGAUGAGCUUGAUCAGUCACAGCACCAUGUUCCCAUCCAGGACACCUUCCCCUUCCUGAACAUCAAUGGUUCUCCCAUGGCACCAGCCAGUGUGGGCAACUGCAGCCCCGAAGCAGUGUGGCCCAAAACUGAACCUCUGGAAAUAGAUGUACCCCAGGCACCUAUACAGCCCUUCUAUAGCUCUCCAGAGCUGUGGAUCAGCUCUCUCCCAAUGACUGACCUGGACAUCAAGUUUCAGUACCGUGGGAAGGAAUAUGGGCAGACCAUGACCGUGAGCAACCCCCAGGGCUGCCGGCUCUUCUAUGGGGACCUGGGUCCCAUGCCUGACCAAGAGGAGCUCUUUGGUCCUGUCAGCCUGGAACAGGUCAAGUUCCCAGGUCCAGAGCAUAUCACCAAUGAGAAGCAGAAGCUGUUCACCAGUAAGCUGCUAGACGUCAUGGACAGAGGACUGAUCCUGGAGGUCAGCGGUCAUGCCAUUUAUGCCAUCAGGCUGUGCCAAUGCAAGGUGUACUGGUCUGGGCCAUGUGCCCCAUCACUUGUUGCCCCCAACCUGAUUGAGAGACAAAAGAAGGUCAAACUGUUUUGCCUGGAAACGUUCCUUAGUGAUCUCAUUGCCCACCAGAAAGGACAGAUAGAGAAGCAGCCACCAUUUGAGAUCUACUUAUGCUUUGGGGAAGAAUGGCCAGAUGGGAAACCCCUGGAAAGAAAACUCAUCUUGGUUCAGGUCAUUCCAGUGGUAGCUCGGAUGAUCUACGAGAUGUUUUCUGGUGAUUUUACACGGUCCUUUGACAGUGGCAGUGUCCGCCUGCAGAUAUCAACUCCAGACAUCAAAGAUAACAUCGUUGCUCAACUGAAGCAGCUGUACCGCAUCCUCCAAACCCAGGAAAGCUGGCAGCCCAUGCAGCCCACCCCCAGCAUGGAACUACCCCCUGCCCUGCCAGCCCAGUAAUCAUGAAUGCCAUCUUUUUUACAAUAUUGUACAUAUCGGUAUUUUUUAUUACUCAGAUUUAACCAGCUUUUAAACUUCUUCUUUCUAACAAUGUUAGUGGCCUCCAAUUCUCCACAUAUGCCUGGCUUUUAAAGUUGAUUUAAUUUAUGGAAAAAUCACCCUUCUUAUUCCCCCUUUCUUUUUUAAACCUCGCAAUGUUAGUGUUAAUGUAGUAGAGGGAGAUUUGGCCUGGGACUUUGGACAGCAGCGUUCUAGCUGCAGCUUUGCUUCAGUGGUGUGACCUUGAACCACCAAGUCAUUUAACCUCUAGGCUUCAGAUUCAUUACUGUAAAACGAAGGGGUUGGAAUAAUGCCUGAAAUAAUGCCAGUUAAAACUCUGACCUGAUGACUUCAUUCUACAAGGCAGAACUGCCUGGAACAGAACCCUUCUGCAUUGUUCUUGCACCACAUUUUUUUCUUGCUUUCAUUAAAGUUCCCUCAAGCACUGAUUUGUCCAAGAUUGAUCUCCGUUUGACCUGUUCUGCUAGUAUAGUAAGCUGGCUCCCUGACGGGAUAAGUGAGAGGGAGGGGAGCUGGCUGGUUGCUUAGGAACCAAGCUUGAUAUCUAAACAGAAAUAGGUGCCAAAGUGAAAGUCACCUGGUCUGUGGAGUAAAAGCUCAUAAACUGAGCUCCUCAAGGGAAUCUGUCAACAGAAGGCGUAGGGAUUCUGCACAGUUGGUUGUCGGGUAUUUACCUUGCCACCACUCAAAAUAACACUGUAUGUGUGCUAGAUGAGAGUAUGACUCAGUGGUACCUUUCAGAGAGGAUAGAGCUCUUUUUCUUUUUAAUUCUUUGAGGAAGAGCUGGGAGUGAGCUGGGCAUCUAGGACAAACUCCUUACUAAAAAAGCAACAGGGGCGCCUGGGUGGCUCAGUUGGUUAAGCGACUGCCUUCAGCUCAGGUCAUGGUCCUGGAGUCCC
Molecule: messenger RNA, 2657 nt
Organism: Neomonachus schauinslandi (Hawaiian monk seal)
Lineage: Eukaryota; Metazoa; Chordata; Mammalia; Carnivora; Phocidae
Gene: IRF6
Product: interferon regulatory factor 6
Exons: 9
Coding region: 310-1698 (462 amino acids)
Biological process (GO): immune system process; regulation of transcription by RNA polymerase II
Cellular component (GO): nucleus
Molecular function (GO): protein binding; DNA-binding transcription factor activity, RNA polymerase II-specific; RNA polymerase II cis-regulatory region sequence-specific DNA binding
Source: RefSeq, a predicted model, not a curated record